CCUGCUAUCAUUGGUUGUUACGGAAGUGACCUCAUCAUAACGCGACUAGUCACGUUAUCGAGUCCUCAUGAGUUCAUAACAUUUAAUUCUUCAGUAAGGCCCGUUAUUAGUACGUAUCUGUCACAUAGACUUCUCUUCUCAGUCAUGGCAGCAGAGGGUGUGGAAAAGGUGAGUGAUGAUGCUCCAGCAGCUGGGAAGGUCAGCACCAGGUAUGACCUGGAGAAGGAGACUGAACUUCGUUUUGAAGUGGAGGCCGGGGAGGCAGCGGAGCAAGUAGAACUGGAGCUCAUUGUGGGAAUGGCUGAGGUGUUUGGCUCAGAACUGAACCGCAACAGGAAGUACACAUUUGGACCAGGCUCCAAGAUUGCCGUUUUCACCUGGCAAGGCUGCAGUGUGAAUCUUUAUGGGAAGCCAGAGGUAGCUUAUGUGUCCAAGGAUACUCCCAUGCUGCUCUACCUGAACACACAUGCUGCCCUUGAACAGAUGAGAAAACAAGCAGAGCGAGACAAUGAAAGGGGGCCAAGGGUGAUGGUGGUUGGACCUACAGAUGUGGGGAAGUCGACAGUAUGUCGGCUGCUGCUGAGCUAUGCUGUAAGGGUGGGCAGGAGGCCAACACUGGUGGAACUGGAUGUUGGACAGAGUGGGGUGUCUGUACCUGGGACAGUGUCAGCACUGUGCAUCGAGCGUCCAGCAGAUGUGGAGGAAGGGUUUUCAGUCCAAGCUCCUUUGGUCUACCACUUUGGCUCUACUACUCCAGGGACCAACAUCAAACUUUACAACAAGCUGACGUCAUGCCUGGCUGAAGUGUUUUCCCAGCGCUGUGAAGUGAACAGGAAGGCCAGCGUGGGAGGCUGCAUCAUCAACACUUGUGGCUGGGUGAAAGGCUCCGGAUACCAGGCUCUGGUCCAUUGUGCCUCUGCCUUUCAGGUGGAUGUGGUGCUGGUGCUGGACCAUGAAAGGCUCUACAAUGAACUCAAACGAGACCUUCCUCACUUUGUGCGUGUUGUGCUCCUCCCCAAAUCUGGUGGGGUGGUGGAGCGCUCUAAGGAGUGCCGGCGUGAGACUCGAGAUGAGAAGAUCCGUGAGUAUUUUUAUGGCUUCCGUGGAGUGUCAUUCUACCCUUUUUCUUUUGAAGUGCGUUUCUCAGACGUCCGCAUCUACAAGAUUGGGGCACCGUCCAUCCCAGACUCAUGCUUGCCGCUGGGAAUGUCUCAGGAUGACACGCAGUUAAAGCUGGUCCCUGUGACACCAGGGCGUGAUCUCACAUAUCACGUUUUGAGUGUGAGCAGUGUGGAGGAUGGAGACGAAGGCGCUAGAAAGAGUAUAGUGGAGAGCCCUGUGUGUGGCUUUAUUGUUGUUACUUAUGUGGACACGCAAGCACAGGUGAUGAAAGUGUUGUCCCCAGCACCUAGACCACUGCCCAGACACACACUGCUUAUCAUGGACAUACGCUUCAUGGACAUGAAAUGAAGUAACACUUAGGAGGAGAGGACGUGGUGGCAAAAGAAGCAGAAAUCUGGUGAGGGAGGAGUUCUUUUCAGAAGAAUUUUAUACAAGAGGAGUUGAAUUUUGUUUCUUAGAUAUCUUUUAUGCACUUUGUAAGGACUACAAAGAGUAUAACAGAAAAAUAAGUUUAGAAAUUGGUAACUGCUGUAAAAUCUACACCACUUUAUAGACUAUGCUGUACAAAUGUUUGGUCUGUUUGUGGCAAAUAAUAUUUUUUCACUGUAGGAAUCAAUUUCUUGAUAAUCUGUUUUAUGAACAUUGUUUUUUUCUGAGUAAUAAAUUUUUUAAUGUA
Messenger RNA from Monopterus albus (swamp eel), 1798 nucleotides. RefSeq names its product cleavage factor polyribonucleotide kinase subunit 1 (gene clp1). The coding region runs from base 145 to 1470 and encodes 441 amino acids. NCBI's taxonomy places the organism in Eukaryota, Metazoa, Chordata, Actinopteri, Synbranchiformes, Synbranchidae. Gene Ontology annotation, molecular function: polynucleotide 5'-hydroxyl-kinase activity. Gene Ontology annotation, cellular component: nucleus; mRNA cleavage factor complex. Gene Ontology annotation, biological process: mRNA 3'-end processing; tRNA splicing, via endonucleolytic cleavage and ligation. The transcript has 6 exons. The record is from RefSeq and is a predicted model, not a curated record.